GAGGGUAAUCCGCCAUAACUCUGCUUUCACACCACUUCCCUCUCUCUCUCCCUCUCUCUCUCUCUCACAUUCUCUCUUUCACACUCCAUUUACAGAAACACCGCCCACAUAGGAAGCUGACCCAGAACAAAAAGCGUAUCAUUUUUUUUUCCUUUAGGAGAAAAAAAGCAGGGAAAUAAAUGUAGAGGUGAAGAGUACCAGUUGAGAGAAGAAACAGAAAGAGAUGAAGUUUGGGAUGAUGAUGACGACGAUGAUUAUGAUGAUAAGCAGAGGAAUUUGACUCUUCCAUCUGCUACUGAUAAGUGGUGUAAGGAACAAAAGAGAUGAAGAUGCUUGAGUCGUUAACUGUGAUGACUACACAAUAUUUUUAGUCUCAUUAAAGUAUUCCUGCUGAACUCACUGGUUAAUCUUUGAACCAGAAUCAAAGUGCAGUUGUAAUGGAAAUCCUUCUGUUUAUAUAGUGAUUGACAUUGUGAUCUAGUUGACUGGUGACAUAUUCUCCCACAGCUUGAAUAAGAGUACAGUUGUGUUGCAAGCUCUUUCUGCUUGCUUUUCUUCUUAUAAGCACAAAUUAGCGAAGAAGCUCCAGUUUGUUGAUACUCUCCAUCUAUAAAAUGAGUUAUGACCCAAAAUUUGACCAAAUAUGGGAGUAUAGAAGGGGAGACAAUGAGUUCGAUUCUUCAAGUCAUGAGUCAGGAUCUAGUUCCAAUGGUGAGCCGGUUUUGAAGAAGCAUAAACUAGUUUCCUCUUUGAUUUCACUUGAUGAAAAGGAUGACAUUAGUUAUAUUCCAAAAUUUCAGCAGAAGGGCAAACUUGAUGCUGGUGCAGUGAGUCGUUUCAAACCUGGAGAAGGACAGAUUAGAUCAAGCUUGAAGGACAGUGCAUUCAAUUAUGGGAUGGGGAAUGAUUCUUUCAAACUCAAUGGAAGGAAGAACAAGGGUAGUGCCUAUGAACCUGCUGCAUUAGACGAUAUUAAGAUAUUCAUGGAGUCUCUAUUAGAUGAACUUAAAGUUGCAAGGGAAAACAUGCUUACAUGGAUGAGAGAUGAAAUGCACAAAUUAAUGGCAGAUGAUGCAAGGAGAGAGUGCACUAAGAGACAGGAUGUUGCUGAAGUUUAUCAUCAGAACAACUUCAAAUCAUGCUUGAAAGCUCAAAAUAGAAAUGGUCGAUCUCUGGAGCAGUCAGCGGGGAGCAAAAGGCCAGCUGAUUCAAAUGACCAUUGCAAAAAUCAAGGGGACCAUGGCCAGCAUAUAGAUCCCAUCUCAUCAACAAGAACAGAAAGUAGUCAUGAACAGAUCAUCUCAGUGCAGCAUCAGAACAACCGUGAUUCAGGCAUGAAGGCUCAAAAUUGCAAUGGUGAAUCUUUGGAGAGAUAUGUAAAAGGCAAAAGGGCAGCUGAUUAUAAGAAUUUCAAUGAAGUCCUUCAGGAUCAGCUUGACUAUAACCAAACCACUGUACCCACAACAUCAACUGAGAAGGACAAGGAGAAAAAGUGGGGAUCAUUGCUCAAGCCAAAUUUUUCAUCCAACCACACUGAUCAGAUAGCUUCUUCAAUGUAUCUGACUUUGCCCACCAUCUUACCUCUGCCAUCCGUUGAAAACCAGCAGCUUGAUAUUUCACGCAAUUAUAUUCAACCCAGGGCUGCUGGGAAUAAAAUGAACAUGAUUUUAGAAAGAGGAAAUAUAAUGCUCAAUGCAAGAACUCAUAACGGAUACUUUUCAGGCAUCCGGCGAGAAGAAAAAAUUGGAAGUUCUGCUCAACUGGAUACAAGAAAUUUGGCGGGUAGUUCUGACCAAAAGGGCACUCUGAUCUCAAGUACAGGAAAUGGGUUUCCUGUUCCAUUUCAUGAGGGUUUGGCUAGCGGGUUCAAUGUUCUAAGCCAAGCCAAUCUGGAGCAUCCACCCCAGGAGACUACUAACAAAUUGGGUUUGAGGAUGAAUGGGGGAGCUAUAAGACUCUCAGGAGGAAGUCGUUCAGAAAACCAUGUUGUUGCAAACAACUUCAGCGGCCGUUUGAAUUACAAAGCUGACGGUGGACUUGUGGCAUUUCAAACCUUGAACCAAAAUGAGGGUCAUCUGUUCCCAAACUAAUGUUGAAGAAUAAUGGUAGAGAGAAAAUCAACCUAUAUCUGAAGCCUUUUGUGCAUACAAAGCCAAUUUUGUGUACUCUAAUUAUUUAUUCCAAGUAAAGGAUGAGACUCAGACUAUUCUUAUCACAGCUGUUUCUAUGCAGAACUGAAGUUUCUCGUCUACCAAAGUGGGGGAUGUAGGAGAAGGUAAUUAUGUGGGCAUUGCUCUAACUUUUGUAUUCUGAUCUUCAGAAAUGAAUUUGCAGAGACUUGUAAGGGUGGGAAAGGCAUCUACUUUUGUCAGUGUGGGAUGUCUGCAUUCUGCAGUUAAAAUUUCCUGUGCUUUAUUUCCCAUCCCAGUUCAGGUAUGUGCCUUCCUAUUACUUCUACUAGGUGAGAACAAUGUAAUGAUGGAUCCCGACGCCCCAACCAUUUGUGGUUCACGACUCUAUAGCCAUUUAUAGAUUACUUCUCUUGCAAGUUCAUU
Malania oleifera is the source of this 2555-nucleotide messenger RNA. RefSeq lists its product as uncharacterized. NCBI's taxonomy places the organism in Eukaryota, Viridiplantae, Streptophyta, Magnoliopsida, Santalales, Ximeniaceae. The record is from RefSeq and is a predicted model, not a curated record. The transcript is spliced from 2 exons. The coding region runs from base 615 to 2090 and encodes 491 amino acids.